AUAUCAUACUCAUUAGAAAAAAGAAAAAGGAAAAAGAAAAACAAUUACUACCCUCUUCCUUCUCUUGUAAGUAUUUAUCCGCCGCCUCGUUGUGUACGCAGUACACUACACCAAAACUUGAUCCCUCUAGUUGAUUUAACAGCUAUGCCAGAACCUCAGAAAAAUACUUCACCACCAAUGCCACUUUCUACUACACCGCCACCGUCAAAAAAGAAGCGAAGCCUCCCUGGAAUGCCAGAUCCAGAUGCUGAAGUAAUCGCUUUAUCACCCAAAACUUUACUAGCAACGAACCGUUUCAUAUGCGAGAUCUGCAACAAAGGAUUCCAACGGGAACAGAAUCUCCAACUUCACCGGCGAGGACAUAACAUGCCGUGGAAGCUCCGGCAGCGAGCGAACGACGAAAUCCUCCGUAAGAAAGUGUACGUUUGUCCUGAGCUUUCCUGCGUCCACCACAAUCCUUCAAGAGCACUCGGUGACCUCACAGGAGUGAAAAAGCACUUUUGUAGAAAGCAUGGUGAGAAGAAAUGGAAAUGUGAACGUUGUUCUAAAAAAUACGCUGCGAAAUGUGAUUUGAAAGUUCAUAUGAAGAGCUGUGGAACUAGAGAGUAUAAAUGUGAUUGUGGCACAGUGUUUUCUAGGAAGGAUAAUUUUGUUACGCACAGAAGGUUCUGCGAUGGAAUGGUGAAUGAGAGUAAUAAUAAUAAUAAUAAUGUUGUUGUUGUGGUUUCUACUUCUUCUUCUUCACCGGCUACGCCACCACUCACUCCAUCAACAAUAUCAUCAGUAAUGGUCUCUCCUACUUUGUCGUCUACUCAGUGCUCAGACAUUGCAGAAAACCAAACAAGGCUGUCACCGUCUUCAAACGCUUCUACUUCUACUAGCUUUUGUUCUUCUUUCAGCAGUCUCAUGUCAAGCUUGCCUCACUCAGAUAUCCCCACAUCUUUCUCUAUCACAGAACCCACAACCCUCUCACUUUUCACACCACUCUAUCUCUCCAAUAACAACAACAAUGAUCACCCUUUUCCCCAUUACAAUACUGCAUCUCCACAACCUGUAUUAUCUGCUACUGCAUUACUCCAAAAAGCUGCUCAAGUGGGUUCAUCUUCAUCCAAUGCAUCUUUGCUUCGUGCUUUAGGCUUGAAAGACAACAGUGUCAGUAUUAGCAGUACCACAACAGAUCAAUGGAAUAGCCAUGGUCAUGUAAAACAAGAGAAUGAGCCCGUGGCAGAUUACCUUGGGCUUGGACUUCCCUGCGGGAAUGAGUUGAGGGGCUCAUCGAACCAGCCCAUGACCCGUGAUCUUCUUGGUCUUAGCAUGGGAUUGGGUAGAGAGGAUGAUGAUCUUUCUGCUUUGCUCACAUCUUUUGGAGGGAACUUGGAUUAACCCGCAUAGACAAGAGUUUUAGAAAACUGGAGACAACUAGUUGUAGUGGCCCACCCGAGGAAUUUUUUGUUUUGCUUUUGGGACUGGUAAAUCAAUUACCAACUCUCUUUUUUUUGGAGGGAAAUGACCAAGUCUCUUGUUCUAUAUCUUUGGAAUAACUUGAGUUCGCAAGUAAAUGAUAUUGAUUUGAUUGUAAAAACUACUUUUUGAAUAUUUAUAUGCAUAUAUAUAUGUCUUUCAACACAAA
Messenger RNA from Medicago truncatula (barrel medic), 1630 nucleotides. Its product is annotated as zinc finger protein GAI-ASSOCIATED FACTOR 1. Bases 145 to 1383 code for a protein of 412 amino acids. NCBI's taxonomy places the organism in Eukaryota, Viridiplantae, Streptophyta, Magnoliopsida, Fabales, Fabaceae. The record is from RefSeq and is a predicted model, not a curated record. The transcript has 4 exons. Gene Ontology annotation, cellular component: nucleus. Gene Ontology annotation, molecular function: DNA-binding transcription factor activity.